AUGGCUGUGACAUGCAUGUAUCAGCUGGGAACAUUCAUCAGCCAUGCGGAUAAAGAGUUUUACAAUUCAGCCAAACCUCGAGUUCUUGGACUCUGCACUGGAGCAUUCUCAGCAGCCGCAGUCAGUUGCAGUCACAGCACGGUGGACCUCGUUCCACUUGGUGUUGAGGCUGUUAUUGCGGCAUUCCGAACAGGAAUGAUCGUGACAGAUGCCGCGAAGAGAAUUGCACCAUGGAGUGAUGACAGCCAGAGCUGGUCAAUAAUUGUUCCUGGAACGGCGUCAGUAGAAGCUGUUGAGAAGUUUGGCGCAGAUAUUAUCCUGCCACUGAAGCCAUACGUCAGUGCAUAUGCACCGAACGGCAUUACUAUCAGCGGGACUCCUGAAUCUCUCAAGAGUCUUACUCAAUCCGAAGCCUUCAGCAACUUCAAACACGCGAUUAUCUCAAUUUAUGCACCUUAUCAUGCAUCCCAUUUGUAUUCGGAAAUGGAUAUCAGCCAUAUCGUUGACGGACUAGCUACUGAAAACCCAAAACAAAUCGUGUCUCUCUUUUCCGGUACGGGAAGCAGCAUCGAAAAAGGUGAUUUUGCUACUGUUCUAGAGUCUGCGGUCAGACAGGUUAUUUUGGAACCAAUAAGGUGGGCUGCAGUUUUGGAUGAAGUGCAGACAUGGAUCAAGAAUGUCAAUCCUACCUCCUUUCAUGCUGUUCCCAUCGGCACAACCGCUCAUCAAAUGAUAUAUACCACACUUAAUCAAACACCGUUACGAACGUUGAUACGUCCGAAACCGACUCAGACUCAACCUAUCAAUGUGAACUCACAGAAUGCGUCUCCAAAUCCGCAAAGACCAAAUCUCGCAAUCAUCAGCAUGUCAGGGAGGUUUCCUAAUGCUAAAAACAACGAUGCAUUCUGGGAUCUUCUCUACCAGGGCUUGGAUGUCCACAAGGAAGUUCCGGCCUUACGAUGGGAUGUAAAGACACAUGUUGAUCCGACCGGAACCAAGAAGAACACAAGUGCAACUCCGUUCGGUUGCUGGCUCGAAGAUCCGGGAGAGUUCGACGCUCGCUUCUUCAACAUUUCACCCCGCGAGGCACCACAAAUCGAUCCCGCGCAACGACUCGCCCUGAUGACUGCAUAUGAGGCGAUAGAGCAAGCAGGAUUGGUUCCAGAUGCAACCCCUUCAACUCGACGUGAUCGUGUCGGUGUAUUCUACGGAAUCACAAGCAACGACUGGCUAGAAACUAAUAGUGCUCAAGAUAUUGACACAUACUUUAUUCCAGGUGGAAACCGUGCAUUCGUCCCUGGCCGAAUCAAUUAUGUUUUUAAGUUCAGUGGUCCAAGCUAUGCAGUUGAUACAGCCUGUUCGUCUAGUCUUGCUGCUAUUCAUAAUGCCUGUAAUGCUCUGUGGCAGGGAGAUAUCGACACAGCCAUCGCGGGUGGAACGAAUGUUCUUACAAACCCAGAUUGUACCACCGGCUUGGACAGAGGGCAUUUCCUCUCACAUACCGGAAACUGUAAAACGUUUGAUGAUGGUGCGGAUGGAUACUGCCGUGGUGAGGGGAUUGGAACUAUUAUUAUUAAACGCCUGGAUGACGCGAUCAAUGAUAAUGAUCCUAUCCUGGGUCUUAUUCGUGGUGUGUAUACAAAUCACUCGGCUGAGUCAGAGUCCAUCACCAGACCGCACAUAGGUGCGCAGCGGAUGAUCUUCAAGAAGAUUCUCAACCAGGCUGCUGUCGACCCUUAUUCCGUGGGUUAUAUUGAAAUGCAUGGAACCGGGACUCAGGCAGGAGACGCUACUGAGAUGUCCAGUGUCUUGAAUACUUUCGCGCCACCUCUGAACGAAGUCAAAAGAGGUCGGACUGACGAAGAGGCUGUUUACUUGGGAUCGGUGAAGGCGAAUAUAGGACAUGGAGAAGCGGCCUCGGGUGUGUCGAGUGUCAUCAAGGUGUUGAUGAUGAUGCAAAAGAAUAUUAUCGUCCCGCAUUGUGGUAUCAAAACCAAAAUCAAUCAUAAGUUCCCAACAGAUCUAGGGGAAAGAAAUGUGAAGAUUGCCUUCAAACCGACAGCUUGGAAGAGAAGCUCCGAUCCAUUGAAACCUCGACGAGUAUUUAUAAAUAAUUUCAGUGCUGCUGGUGGAAAUACGGCUCUGUUGUUGGAAGAUGCACCACUUACGCCUGAUGUUUCAGCUAAUGCACCUGCCGAUACUCGCACAAAACAUCUCAUUGCUGUUUCUGCUAAGAACGCCGUUUCUCUGCAAGGCAACAUAAAGUCGCUGUUGGCCUAUUUAAAACAGGAUCCAGAUGUCUCCCUCGGCCAGCUGUCAUAUACUACCACAGCAAGGCGGAUGCAUCACCAGCACCGUGUCAUGCUCACUGGCACAACCGUCGAAGAAAUAUGCAGCCAAGGCGAGACAGCCCUAAGGGAUCAAAUAGGAAUGACCAGACCCAAAAGCGCGCAAAAAGUUGUCUUUACCUUUACCGGUCAAGGGGCCCAGUAUCCCGGAAUGGGUAAAGCUCUUUAUGAUAGCUUCUCCAUUUUCCGCACCGAACUCCAUCGCCUGGACUACAUCGCAAAGGGUCUCGGUUUCGUGUCCUUCCUUCCAGUUAUUCUGUCUGAAGAUCAGGAUGUUGGACUAUUCACCCCGACUGCUGUACAGCUAGCGAGCGUCUGUAUGCAGAUUGCUCUCAGCAAACUAUGGGCAUCGUGGAAUGUCUACCCGGUUGCCGUAGUCGGACACAGUUUGGGCGAAUAUGCAGCGUUGAAUAUAGCUGGUGUCUUGUCUGACAUAGACACUAUCUAUCUGGUUGGAUGCCGUGCUGAUCUUCUAGAAAAGAAAUGCACUAAGGAUACACACGCCAUGCUCGUGGUCAGGAGCUCUGUUGAUGAAAUUUCUAAGAUUCUUGACGGCAAAGAAUUCGAGAUCGCCUGCAUCAAUUCCCCUACUGAAACUGUCUUAGCCGGGCCAAAUGAAGCCAUCGACGUACUAAAAGAGAUACUCUCAAAUGCUGGGCUCAAAACGACAUCUUUGAAAGUACCCUACGCUUUCCACUCCUCGCAGGUGGAGCCAAUACUCGAAGACUUCAAAAAAUUGUCCGCCAGAGUGACCUUUGCCGAAACCAAGCUUCCUGUAAUCUGCCCCUUGGAUGGCAGCAUCGUUCAUGGAACCCAUGAAUUUGGCGCAGGGUAUCUUGUGCGUCACUCUCGUGAGCCCGUGAACAUGUUCAAAGCUCUCCUUGCAGCAAAUCGCGAGAACAUUCUUGCUACAGAAACCGCAACACUGGAAAUCGGUCCUCAUCCUGCCAUAUCAGGUAUGGUGAAGGCCGUCCUUGGUCCUCAAAUGACAUGCUUGACAUCUCAUCAGCGUGGCCGACCUAUAUGGAACGUUCUAUCAUCGUCUUUGAAGACGCUGUACGAUGCUGAUGUGGACAUUCACUGGCUCAAAUACCACGCCGACUUCAAAGCCUCGCACAAGGUUCUCCAAUUACCAGCUUAUAGCUGGGAUGUUAAGGAGUACUGGAUCCAGUACGUCAAUGAUUGGUCAUUACGCAAGGGCGAUCCUCCAUUGGUCAUUGAUUGUAGACCAAAACUCGAAAGUACCACCAUCCAUCGCGUGGUUGAGGAGUCUGGCGAUUCACAGAGAAAACAUAUGAUCGUGGAAGCCAACAUUGCACGUGAGGAUCUCGCUCCGCUUGUCCAAGGCCAUGAGGUUGAUGGUAUUCCACUUUGUACUCCGUCUGUUUACGCAGAUAUUGCGUUAACUCUGGGCGAGUAUCUCAUUGCGAGCAGUCGUCCAGAUAAGAAGAAUGAAUUGCUGGUCGAUUUGUCUGAUAUGACGAUUUCCAAAGCCCUGAUUUUACGUGCCGGUGCGACGAAGCAAUUACUCCAGGCUCAUGCCGAUGUCGACUGGUCAACUAACUCUGCCGUUCUCAAGUUCAUGAUUUUCGACAACAAAGAAAAGUUGCAAGAGCAUUCCCGCUGCACACUCCGUUUCAAGGAUCGAUCCCUCCAAGCGACCCUCCAAGCAAACGCAUCAAACACAAAACAAAAAAUGCAAGCCCUCCGUGAAGGCGUCGCCGCGGGGACCGCAGCUCGCUACAACCGCGCAAUGGCCUACCGCGCAAUCAGACCAUUAGCGCGAUUCCACGACGACUACAAGGGCGUCGACGAAGUUAUCCUCGACAGCAACACACUCGAAGUAACGAGCCAUCUCAGUUUUGGUGACAUUACACGUAGUGGAGACUUCCAUACUCAUCCCGCAAUCAUUGAUUCACUCACACAGUCCUGUGGCUUUGCGAUGAAUUGCAAUGAUAAGACGGAUUUGGAUGUAGAUGUUUUUAUGAACCAUGGCUGGGGCUCAUUCCAGUUGUUUGAAGCAAUCAAACCGGAUGGGACGUAUACGACUUACUCGCAUAUGGAGAAGGGGGCAGAUGGGUUGUGGCACGGUGAUGUGGUGCUAUUUGAUGGUGAUCGCGUUGUCGGCUUUUUCGGGCAGAUUGCAAUUCAAGGCGUUCCUCGUCGUGUUCUCAAGGUGAUUCUGUCUAUCGAAAGUGGGAGCAAAUCAAAGAAACAAACUACACCCAUUUCCGCCGCACCUACGUCGAAUGCGAAAGCCCUUCCCGCCGCGCCUACAUUGCAAACUAGAUCCCUUCAUCCUCUUAGUGUCGCUACAACAUCUGGAUCGGGUGAACUUUCAAAAGCACUAGCUAUCAUCGCGGACGAGAGUGGACUUGCUAUUACCGACUUAACAGACGACACUGCCUUUGCAGAUGUGGGCAUUGACUCUCUACUAGGACUUACCAUCACUGCUCGAUUCAAAGAAGAACUCGAUAUGGAAGUCGACUUUGACGUUCUCUUUAACGAGUAUCGUACAAUCGGCGAUCUCAAGCGUGCCUUAGGAGGAGGGGAUGUCUCAAGUACAGCGAGUAAUUCUACGCCGACAUCUGAAUCUGCAGGAACCGCAACACCCACGAGUGACUCUUCGGUCGCCACGCCGGGAUUUGAUUUCAGCCAAGCUCUCAAUGUAAUCUCAGAGGAAAGUGGUGUUUCCAUCAGCGAUCUGACAGAUGAUACCAAUUUCGCCGAGUCUGGCGUUGAUUCACUACUGUCGCUGGUUAUCGUUAGCCGGUUCCGUGAUGAGCUUGAACUUGAUAUUCAGCAAGAAAGUUUGUUUUUAGAAUGUCCCACGGUGGGUGACCUGAAGAAACUACUGCUUGGCGAUUCCGCCGCAGCGAUUGAGGAGCCCUUGCAAGAAACAAAGAAUCAUGCGCAGACACUAGCCGAUGACACUGCGGCAAGGGACAGAAGGUUGCAACUCGAGAUCAAAAACGCAGCUCACGCAGCACGGAGAAAGGCCGUUGAUGAGUAUGUCGAAAAUUAUACUUCUGGAUUCUCAUCCCCUGGCUCGUCGCCAUCGGCUUCAGUGCCCAGUAACAACGAAAAGGUAGUCCUGGUCACAGGCGGUACCGGAAGCCUGGGAGGCCAUCUGGUUUACCACCUAGCCCAGCUCCCAGAUAUCCAGAAAGUCGUUUGUCUCAACCGGAGUAACAAAGAAGAUUCAUUCACACGUCAAAAGAAAGCCAUGCGGGCGAAGGGUAUUCGUUUCCCAGACGCCCUCAAGCCAAAGCUCUUAAUAUAUCAGACAGACACUUCAGAACCCAUGUUCGGUUUGACGAAGGACGAAUACAACGGACUGGUAAAUUCCGUAACCCACCUUAUCCACAACGCAUGGCCCAUGAGCGCAAAGCGUACACUAGAAGGUUUCGAACCCCAGUUCCGCGUCAUGCGAAACCUAAUCCAGCUCGCAUCCGACGCUACAUCAAAACGUCCAGAGAGUUUCAAAUUCAGCUUCCAGAUGGUGUCCUCCAUCGGUGUUGUCGGGCGCUACAAUCUCGAAGCUCAAGAAGCCGCCAUCACUCAGGGUCAUGCAACUGAUCAGAAAAUCGUCGUACCAGAAGACAGAGUCGACAUCGACGCCGUCCUCCCCAACGGCUACGGAGAAGCCAAAUGGGGCUGUGAGCGAAUGCUAGACGCGACAUUACACAAAUACCCAAACCGAUUCCGUGCCAUGGUCGUGCGACUCGGUCAAAUCGCAGGCUCCAAAACGAGCGGGUAUUGGAAUCCGAUGGAGCAUUUCGGGUUCUUGAUCAAGUCGUCGCAGACGCUUAAUGCGUUGCCAGAUGUUCCGGGAAAAGUGUAUUGGACGCCUGUGAAUGAUGUUGCAGAUUCGUUGAUUGAUCUUGUGCUUGCUGAGAAUGUGCCGUAUCCUGUGUAUCACGUCGAUAAUCCCGUGGGGCAGGAGUGGAGUGAAGUGAGUGGCAUUAUUGCGAAUGCGUUGAAUAUUCCACAUCUCGUCCCGUUCCGAGAAUGGUUGAAACGCGUCCGGGUGGCACCUUCGAGGAAUAAUCCGGCUUCGACACUGGUGGACUUUCUGGAGGAUAAUUAUCUGAGAAUGUCGUGUGGAGGGCUGGUGCUAGAUGUUAAGCAGACUCUUGAGCAUUCCAAGACAUUGGCUGCGCUGGGACCGGUGAGCGAGGAGGUAGUGAGGAAGUAUAUUCAUAUUUGGAAGGAGAUCAAGUUCUUGAAUUAA
Messenger RNA from Talaromyces amestolkiae, 6582 nucleotides. RefSeq lists its product as uncharacterized. The transcript is spliced from 5 exons. Gene Ontology annotation, molecular function: 3-oxoacyl-[acyl-carrier-protein] synthase activity; fatty acid synthase activity. The coding region runs from base 1 to 6582 and encodes 2193 amino acids. Lineage: Eukaryota; Fungi; Ascomycota; Eurotiomycetes; Eurotiales; Trichocomaceae. Gene Ontology annotation, biological process: fatty acid biosynthetic process; secondary metabolite biosynthetic process. The record is from RefSeq and is a predicted model, not a curated record.